Aaosphaeria arxii CBS 175.79 is the source of this 1255-nucleotide messenger RNA. Its product is annotated as SPC25-domain-containing protein. Gene Ontology annotation, biological process: protein targeting to ER. Lineage: Eukaryota; Fungi; Ascomycota; Dothideomycetes; Pleosporales. Bases 119 to 796 code for a protein of 225 amino acids. The record is from RefSeq and is a predicted model, not a curated record. The transcript is spliced from 3 exons. Gene Ontology annotation, cellular component: membrane; signal peptidase complex.
CGCCUUUUGGAAAUGUGGCCGCUAUCAGACCAAACAACAACGAGCUCCCGCAGAACUAUACUGCUUCCCAAUCCCCUUUGAACGGUGCAACGACAAGUAUUAUAUACAAAUAGCGAAAAUGUCAAACGCUUCCACAAAGAUCGCUGUGUAUUCACUGCCAGAUCUAAAGAAUACGACCGAUGAUGCACUUCCUAACUACCUACACUCCCUCAAAUUUCGACAAAUUCACACGCAAACGGACGUUCGUCUCGCUCUCGGAUAUGUGGCCGUGAUCAUUGCUGGCGUGCUAUUCUACUUCGACUGGACAUUGGGCUGGGACGCAACCAAGCCGUAUACUGCGCCAGCGGUAGCUGCCUAUUUCAUUCUGAAUGGCGCGUUUACAUAUUGGCUCUGGUUUGUCGAGAAGGGUGCCGUGUACGAAGGAGAGGGGAAGACCGGGAAGAUCUUGAUCCGGUCGAGCACGAAGAAGCACACCCCGAUAUAUGAAUGCGAUGUCACUUUCACGCCUUCCCCCACUUCCUCCAGUCCUUCCAAGACGAUCCACAUCCGGGCACCCUUCACAAGAUGGUUCACCUCGGAUGGCUAUUUCGUUGCGAAACCUUUUCAACAGUGGCUCGCGUCCGAGGUUCCUGUCGUUGGGGCCGCCGAUCCUAACAAUGUCGUUGAGGAGAUUGGCAGAGGUAGCGAGACCGAGAGAACCUUCAAUGUGUCCGGUAACAAUGCCAUUGACAUACUAGAGCAGCUUAAGGCAGGCGCAAAGGUACAGGGCGGCGGCGAGCGAAGGAGGAAAGUAUAGAUAUCAUAGCAAAUCACCCUGGAAAUUCGAGGAAAAGUGAAAGGAAGGGUAAAUCAAGAAGCACGGCAUAAAGUAAAACGGCCUAAAAUCCGGAAUUGAGAGCGGCAAAUAAAGGGCGUAUCCGGACAAAGGUUAUCAUUCUUUUGGAGAAAUCGAAGAAUUGCCUCGAAUCAACACUUGCCCUCGACUCGUCAAUCAGUAGCAAACGGGAUUCGCACUUCUUGCCGAGGGUGCUUGAUAUAUCAAGGGUAUCGCGCAUGCCAAUUCCGUGUCACUGUACCCUAUCUGACGUGAUGGUCGAUGACCAUGAUUGCUUGUUGGGUAUUCCCAGUGUCAACUGCGUAAAUAAGCACCAAGUGGCUGCAUACUUGAUUGAAUUCGAUUGUACCUCUAUAUAUGUCGUAAAGAUACAAUGGUUUGGGUGACGAAUUGAUACCCCUAGCUACUACAAAGUAAUGA